This is a messenger RNA of Cinara cedri, 162 nucleotides long. NCBI's taxonomy places the organism in Eukaryota, Metazoa, Arthropoda, Insecta, Hemiptera, Aphididae. The record is from the annotation of a GenBank genome assembly.
AUGAAGAGAUUUUUAACUCGUUUUUCCAAACAUAAGGCCGAAAAAACAAUUGAAGGAGACACACCAAAAUCUCCAUCAGUACAUACAAAUGACUCUACAGCUAGUGAAAACACCAGUGUAAAUAGUAGUAUUGCUUUUAACCCAGAACCGACCAGACAAUUG